AUGGAUAGAACUACUUUCGGUAGAAAAACUUUAAACACACAGCGAUCUCGUAUGGAUAGAUUCGUGGCAUCUCGAACUUCCUUCAACGAAUCCAGAAGACGUCGUUCAUGGCAUGCCACAACCAACCCAGAGAUCGUUGACACUUGGUUUGGUAAAUAUAUUAAACAGAAGAAAUACACAAGCUACUUGGACGAGGCCUUCGAGCUAGAGCAGGAGGUUAGGGUUCCGUACAAGGAGGCGUGGCUGCGUCCGUGGCCAUGUGUUCCGCGCAAGAAGAACUACUUAUCAUCAGCGGACAGCAUUCUAGACUUACCCACUUACAGUUACGCGACUUUUCCAGAACUCUUGGACUGGAGCAAUGACAACAUCCUGGUGGCCGCCUUAGGAAGAAAUUAUCAUAAAUGGAGCUGGAGGAGCCAGAGUCUCAUCAGCCAGGGGUACACACAAAACGAAAUACAGUGCUGCAAGUUUGAUCCAAGGGGGGAGCUCCUAGUUCUUGGUACGGACAACAAAAUGGUCGAACUCCACAAUAAUGCUCUCAGCAAAAAAAUCGCAACUCACAGAUGCCCAUGCAUCGAUACCAUUGAGCAUCCAUGCUCCGUCACCGCAGUAGCGUGGAGCCCCACCGGCAAUUCCUUUGCUACAGGCUGUUCGUUUGGUGUAUUGGUUUCGUUAUCCCGAGAAGCGAAACUUAUUACCUGGCGUCGUGUAGUUCGAGAAGCGAUUCAGAUUGUUCGCGUAUCACCAGAUGCUCGUUACGUAGCCGUAUCCUCUGUUAAUUCAUCCUUCGUGCUGCUGCUGUCCUGGCCGACAUUGGAGAUAAUAUCAAGACUGGAUUCCGAUUGGACGAUUAGGACUAUAGCCUGGCAUCCUUGGAGGAGUGCGUUACUGGGUGUUGGAGCUGUAACUUCAGACCUUCAGGCGAGGAUUGCGUUGUGGGAUGCGCCGACAUCAAAAGUACGAGAAACAACUCUCAGUCCAAAACGCCACAGUCUAGAUGCUAUGUUGUUCAGUCACAGGACCGGCGAAUUAGUGCUCAGCUUAUGGAACUCUGAUCGUGCAUUACUCCACCCGAAAACCUGCUCUCACCUGGUGGUGCUGAGCGAUCCUAAAACUGUGGUGGACCAAUGGGGCGAAGGCAGGAGCGGCUUGGACCGAGUUCGUACUAUGGUGUUCAGCCCUGAUGGAACUAAACUUGCUACAGCGACCUCAGAUGAAGAUUUGAUAAUUUGGAAUUUCCUCCCAGAAGAUAAAAUAAAGAAAAACACAAACUGUAAGAGCUUCUCGGCAAUACCAGUGUACUUGGACCAGGCGACGCAAGGCUUCUCACUACGAUAA
Messenger RNA from Danaus chrysippus (African queen), 1338 nucleotides. The record is from the annotation of a GenBank genome assembly. Lineage: Eukaryota; Metazoa; Arthropoda; Insecta; Lepidoptera; Nymphalidae.